UAAUGCAACGUCUAGUUGUAAUUCCGUUCGUUUUGGUCCUCAGAGGACGCCGUAGUUCCAUGUGCGUUUACGGACGGCGGUUUGCAGGGAGCUGAUUGAGGAAGGCAUGAGAUGCAGACAUGACGGAGAGUUUAAGGACCCAGUUGGAUUUCUCCAGCCCUGUCAUCCAAGCCCAGGCGGUGAGAAAUCUUGUUGCCGCGGUGCUGAAGGAAAAAGGCUCAAAUGGGACAAUCACUCAGUCCUCCACCCAGGGCCCAGCAUUGGAGGCUCUGUGGCAGCAGUGCUGCAGCGACUGUGCUCUGGUGCGUUCUACCUGCUGUGACGCCGUGGUGCUUUUAGUGGAUCAGGGCCAUGCCGACCUGCAGUUCAUUCUCAACAGUGUCCUCAAUCUCCUGCCUUCUGCCAGAAAUGUGCAGGGGCUCAUAAAGGUUAUUGGAAGACUGCUGCAGAUGCAAGCGGACCAGAGGCAGGGGGGCCCAAACUUCACCUGUCCUUACUCCAUCAGGAGCUGUCCUCACCCAUACAUCACAGCACUGGAGAACCGAGCAGACUGCUGGCCAGUGCUGCUGCUAGAGAUUGAUGACUUUAUCCGUCAAGCUGCUGAGAGGAAUAAAGCAGCGUACAUCACCAUGCUGGCUCCCUUCCUUCGGUACCUGUACUGUGAACCUCAAAGGCAGUCCCAGCAUGCCCUGCUUCGACAGAGUCUGCUCAGGGUGCUGCUGCCCACAAAGCCAGGAGCUGGAUGGACCCCUGAGAACGAGGACCAGGAGAAGACUGCAGCGGUGUCAGACAGCCUGCUGCUCUGCCUUUGUCAGCUGGUUCCACAUUUACAGGUGGAUAGUGUGGAGGCAUUGCUUGAACUGUGUGGAUUUGUGGACACCCUGCUUCAGGGUCUUAUGAGUGCCUCUGGAGAGCUUUGGACAACUGAAAGAGCUCGGCUGCUGGUGCAACUGCUGUGUGCAUGUCACCAAUGCCUGAAGUUAAACGGGGACUGCAGACCGCUCCUGAACCUGAUACAGCAACUCCUGCCCACAUCCAAGGUUUGGCCGGUGGAUGAGCUGCUGAUGGGUGUGGCCUUGCUUCUGCCGGAGGCCCCUCCAGCUCAGCAGAGCAGCUUGCUUAGACUUGCGCUGAGUUUAGCCCCUGAACAGGCCGAGCUGGCUCAUUGGCUGAGUCCGGUCCUGGUUCUUCCCGUGCUGCAGCUCCUGUCCUGCUCCCGCCUCACCGAGCCGCUGGCCGAUCCAACGACGCACAGCUUAAACCACAGUCUAGCCCACAGAGUGUUGCGCAGCAUCAGCAAACCCACAAACAAAGCCCAGCAGCCUCGCCCAACAUUGGCCCUCCCUCUCAGCUCCUGGUACGGCGAGCUCAGCGUGGCUUUGUCCAUCUUGCACAAAGUUGCCCAUGAUCCAUCUGCGGCCACUGAUUGGCUGCUGGCGGUGAACUCAGCCCUAACGUCCAGCCAGCGCCUGUCCUCAUCCCUCGCCCUCAUUGUGACCUACCUCCUCAUCACCACUGAGGACGAUAUCUGCCCGCUGGCUUUGAAAGCUUGUCAGGCCAUCGCUGCUGCCGAUCCUUGCCAGGUCCCCUCUCUCAUUCCUGUCCUGUUAUUCAAACUGUCAAAGGAAACAAACCCAGGUUUGACUCAUGCUGUGCUCAGCUGCCUGCCAAACCUUGGCACCCAUAAGCUUUGCGUCCCCAUGGUGCUGCAGACUCUCCAAAUGCUGGCCAGUUCACCCAAGCUGAGAGCUGUUGCAAUGCGCCUGAUGACCACUCUCUGGAAAAGACAGGACCGAGUCUACCCAGAGCUGCAGCGUCUGAUGAGCCAACAGGAAACCAGAGUGGUGGUGGGGAAGGAGACUCAGUGGGAGCAGAUCCUGGCCAGGGCGGCCUGCCUCAGGGACGUCUGCAGAGAGAGGCCUUACCAGCACGGAGGUGACAUGCUAGCUGCCAUCUCACUCACUCUGAAGCAGUGCAACAGACCAGACAUGGCGACCCCUGCUGCUCUCUCCGUGCAAGGCUUACAGGAGCUUUGCAGAGCCGAGGUAGUAGACAUUAUCUCGACUUGGAGAAGUCUUGGAGCUGAGCUGAGAUGUGACUCCCGUCCACUGAUGAUUAAAGCCAUUGCUGAGCUGCUAUCCUUGGUUCCCCAGCUCGCUGUAAAGUCAGAGGAGUAUGAGAAACUGAAAGAGGAGGUGGUCAGCUUCCUCUGGAAUUAUGCUGCAAGCCAGGAUCCAGAGGUGUCCAGCUGUGGCUACAGAGCUUUGGCAGCUUUUCCUGAAACAAUCCACACCGUCCUUCACCUCCCUGAGGCUGCCAGACCUGUUGUGAAGGUUUGUGAAAGUGAAGAUGACGACAAUAAAAUGGAUAAGGCAGAAGAGGAAGAAGAGAAAGAUCUCUCUAUCCCUGGAGCAUCCUACAUGAAGCUGAUGGGUCUCACCUCCGUCUCUGUUCUGCCAGCCUUUAAGGACUUCCUGACAUCGCUGGUGAAGCAGGAGAUGAGUCAGAUGCCACGAGGAGUAUAUUUCUCUGCCCUGAGGGGGGGUGGCCUUCGUUCUGAUCAAGGAAAAACCGUUGCAGGGAUCCCAUCAUUCAUUCUGAAGACCUAUGAGAAAAACAAGCAGCCUGGCCUGAAGCCAGGACUAGCAGCUGGUCUUCUGCUCUGCUAUGAGCUCCCCGUGCAGACAGACCGCAACGGAAGGCCUAUUGACCGUUUCCUUGUCAGCCGAAGCCGCAGCUACCAGCAGACCCUGACCGCCCUCAUUCACGAAGUGAACAUCCAGCCCUCUGAGUGGCACCGGGCUCUUCUGCUCCCCCAGGCAUGGAGGGGGUUCAUGAGCCGAGCUUUCCAGGCCGUCCUGCAGGGCCGACGUGCCGAUCUGGAGAUGCAGCAGAAACACGGCAAAGAGGAGCCCCAGGAGCUGCAGUACAAACAGCACUGUGCCUGGCUGUGGGCCAGAGAUCAGCUGACAGAUGUCAUCAAAACUGCCACAAAGGACAGUCCUGUUGUCCAGGGCAACUCCAUCCUGGCUCUGAGCGGCCUGGCUGCUGUGGUUGCCAAGUAUGAGAGUAAUCUACCCACUGACAGCAGUGGCAGCCUCGGGGCUGGCCCAGAGUUUGUGCCUACUGCCAGCUGGUUGGCCAUGGUGCUCAACACCCUGCUCAGCAUCAUCAGCAGCAGCUACAAGCCCAGAGGACAAGUGUUUCCAUGGUUCCUGCACCGAUCGUACUCCGGUGAGAACACGGCGAGCGCCAUCGCUCGCUCCUGCGCCAGCCUGGCCUUGUCCCUGCUCGUCCCAGUUCUGGUGGUGUGGCAGAGGGACAGUCUGGUCCAGGUUCUGUCGGCUCUAAAAGCCGGCCUGCCAGGCUCGUCCGCUGCAGACGACUCCCAGGCUGUCCAGUUCCACUCAGGCCUUGCGCUUGGCAUGGUUCUCUCCAGUCUGCACCACCAGCGCCUGAGCGAUAUCUCUGGCCAGAAGGACGCGGAUCUCCUCUCCAACUCGCUGGACGCGCUGGAAAGUUGCUGCUUCAACCCUAACCUGGAAUACAACACCGGCUGCGUGUUGGGCCUGGGGCUUGUGCUCUCAGCCCUCUGCAGCAGGGGGCAGGCGGAGCAGCAGGUUCACGCCAGCAGAACUCUCGACAAGCUGCUGGCCAACCUGCAGGACAGCAGUGGACAGGGACGCAUGCUGCAGGAGGUCCUGUCUUACUCUGUGGCCUGUGCGGGGGUCUCAGCCUUCAGCGCCGGUCUGAUUGAUGCUGCCAAGGCCGAGGAGGUCCUGGACACUCUGCGAUCCCUGACUGAGGAGAGCCAGCAGACUCCAGGCUUCUCAUUGGCUCUCGGACUGCUUGUCCAUGGCCUGGCUGUGUCCGGCCACGGUAAAGCAGAGGACAUCCACCCCCGUCUGCUGGCUGCUUGGAUCAAAAUCCUGCUGGCCGAGGGCUGUCCCACAAUGCAGCGCCUGGCUGCUGCUAACGGUCUGGUAGCUUUAGUAGGAUCAGAGAGCUGCCUGAUUCAGCUCCAGACAGAGAUGGAGCUUUCCUCCCAGCAGCAGAGCAGACUCAAUGAGGUCAUCCGUGCCAUCACACAGAUCAUAACCUUUUCUGGAGCCAUUGGUCUGCAGUCCAACAGUGCCUGUCUCAUUGGCCAUCUGCACCUGGCCCACAUGUCCACCAGUCACACUCACACAGCAGUUCCUCAAGACUUCAGUUACCUCCCAGAGAAAAGUGUCAUCCGAUCCAUAAUGGACUUCAUCUCAGAAGCUGGGAAAAAAGGUCCAGAGUUUUCCCAUCCGGCUCUGGUCAGCACCGCUCUGUCUCCCUUGGCGUCUGUAGGGGCUAGCUUCCAAUACCCCCCGGUUAACUGGAGCGCUGUCCUGUCCCCGCUGAUGAGACUGAGCUUCGGAGAAGAUAUCCAGCAUCAGUGUGUGGUACUGGCAGCGUCCCAAGCUCAGUCUUCACAAAGCGCUUCCCUCUUCCUGGGCUCCUGGCUGUCACCACCUCUGGUCCACAGCCUCAGUCAUCGCACUCGGGCCCACCUCUAUGAGACCCUGGGUGUGUGGAUGAAGCACGUGGCGGAGGACAAACUGCAGGUGUACGUGCAGAGCCUGGGCCUGCAGCAGUUCCAGGAGGAUGUCCGAGCACAGAGGCUGUCCCUGUGUCAGUCGCUGCUGCAGGGCCUUGCUCAGGCCAUGGCCCUCCCCAACCCCCCCAACCACUGCUGGACCAUCCUCUGCUCGUCUGCAGAGAAGAUCUUUGGCCUCCUGCCCAAUCAAAUCCAGGAUUCUGAAGUGGAUCUGUAUGUGGGCGUCGCCAAGUGUCUGUCUGAGAUGUCGGACUCUGAGAUCGACAGAAUAGUUCAGGUUUCACAGGCUCAGAUGGAAAAGACCUGCUUUGUGCUGGCGUACCUGACCUCCCAGGGCAGAGUUCCCCUCCUCAGCCUCAAUGAUGUAAUCGCCGGGGUCCUCCGUGGUUGGCCGAGCUGCAGAGUGGGCUGGAUCCUCCUGCAGGCUUUUUACCAGUGCCGUCUGGCUGCCAGCGCCAAUACAGGUGUUUCUAAGCGACUGGAGUGGCUGCUGGAGCUGAUGGGACACAUCCGGAACAUUGGCUACGGUGCAACGCCCGUCAGCUGUGGGGAUGCCAGACUGGCCACCGACUUCCUGUUCCAGCUCUUUGCUGCUGCUGUCGUUUCCUGGGGUGACCACUACAUGCCCCUCCUCUUUGGCAUCAGGCCCCAGUGGUUCCCGUGGCAACCAGCCUCCAAGCCUGCGACGCUAACACACAGCUUGUACGGGGCGGCGUCGCUCUCGGAGCUGGCUCUGUCGCAGUGCCUGCUGGGAGUGUCCCACAGCCUGCCGCUGCUGCUGGACAAGGAGCCAUGGAGCAGCCAGACACACAAGUUUAUAGACUGGCUCCUCAGUAUAACAGAAGGACCUGAGGAGAAUCUUUCAGCCGUCACCAUCAGCACAGCCAAAGCUGCUCUCUUGGGUCUGAAGUCCUCCGCUGAGUUCAGGAAGAAGGCCGUGUGGACCAGAGCUUAUGGCUGGUAGUUCAGAAGAACCCCAGCAUGCUGUAACCAUGGUAACACCUGCACAGAAAUCAUCUGUCCUACUUGGUGAAAGAAACUUGAGGAGGACCUUUGGUUUUGCUCUUUUUUGGGUCAUGAACAGAAUUCCUGCUCUGUCAGAACCACGUCUUCAUUAAAACCGUUUCGCUAAAUGUU
Messenger RNA from Fundulus heteroclitus (mummichog), 5722 nucleotides. RefSeq names its product focadhesin (gene focad). The coding region runs from base 120 to 5549 and encodes 1809 amino acids. The transcript is spliced from 44 exons. Gene Ontology annotation, biological process: regulation of post-transcriptional gene silencing. The record is from RefSeq and is a predicted model, not a curated record. NCBI's taxonomy places the organism in Eukaryota, Metazoa, Chordata, Actinopteri, Cyprinodontiformes, Fundulidae.